Messenger RNA from Lasiodiplodia theobromae, 1593 nucleotides. RefSeq names its product Amino acid transporter. Gene Ontology annotation, biological process: transmembrane transport. The coding region runs from base 1 to 1593 and encodes 530 amino acids. The record is from RefSeq and is a predicted model, not a curated record. Lineage: Eukaryota; Fungi; Ascomycota; Dothideomycetes; Botryosphaeriales; Botryosphaeriaceae. Gene Ontology annotation, molecular function: transmembrane transporter activity. The transcript is spliced from 4 exons. Gene Ontology annotation, cellular component: membrane.
AUGUCUCUCACCAAAACCCGCUCGUCAGACUCGACGGCCAAGCCUGGCAUUCAUGCCAGCACGGCCGUAGACGUCGAGCUGCAGGCCGGCGCUGUCUCGACAGUGACGGGUCAUGCGGAUGAGCUCCGCCGCGAGUUCAGCGUGUGGUCGCUGGGUGCGCUGUUGGUGUGCUUGAUGGCCACCUGGGAGGCUCUCUCCAGCGUCGUCGCCCAGGCGCUGACGAACGGCGGAGCCCCGUGUCUAUUCUACAACUAUGUCAUUGCCUUCAUUGGAUCACUGUUAACGGCAGCGUCGAUGGCUGAGAUUGCAUCGAUAUAUCCGACUGCUGGAGGACAAUACCACUGGGUCGCUUCUCUCGCUCCCCCUCACACACGCCUUGUAGCGUCGUGGUUCACCGGCUGGAUCAACAUCGGCGGCCAGAUAGUGCUGACUGCUUCUGCCGCCUUCGCUGCUGGCCUGCAGUUCCAAGCCCUGAUCGUGCUCAAUGAUGCGUCUGGCACUUAUGUUCCACAGCGAUGGCAGGGCCUGAUGUUCUACUGGGCCAUCAUCGUAUACAGCACUCUCGUCAACAUCUUCGGCUCACGCAUCCUGCCGCAUACCAACACGUUGAGCGGCAUCGGGCACGUUGUCGGCUUCGUGGCGACGGUCGUCGUGCUCGGUGUCAUGGGCAUCGGGAAGGAUGGCGGGCACACUGCGAGCUACGUCUUCAAAGAGGUCGAAAACACCAGUGGGUGGUCGAACGAUGGAGUGAGCUGGAUGGUGGGCAUGCUGAGUGCGGUAUAUCCAUUCCUCGGCUACGACGCCGCCGCCCAUCUCGCCGAAGAGCUCCCCAACCCCUCCCGAUCAGUCCCGAUCGCCAUGGUCGGCUCCAUCAUCGUCAACGGCCUCAUGGGCCUGAUCUACUGCAUCGUCCUCCUCUUCGCGCUGGGCGACCUCUCCUCGCUCCUCUCCUCGCCCACCGGCUUCCCCUUCAUGCAGCUCUUCCUCAACGCCACCUCCAGCCGCGCGGGCGCCAGCAUCCUGGCCCUCUUCAUCUCGCUCAUCGCCGUCGCCGCCAACGCCGCCGGCACCACCUCCACCUCCCGCACCGCCUGGGCCUUCGCCCGCGACCGCGCCGCCCCCUGCAGCGCCUACUUCUCGCACGUCGACCCCCGCUCGCAGGUCCCCGCCCGCAUGGUGCUGUGCACCGCCGCCCUGCAGGCGCUGCUCGGCCUCGUGUAUCUCGGCAGCGCGACCGCCUUCAACGCCGUCCUGUCGAUGGCUAUCCUCGGCAUGUACGCGAGCUACAUCCUGCCCGUCGCGUACAUGCUCGUCUACGGCCGCCGCGCCGAUAGCCCCGCGAAAGUCGCUGCCGAGGCUGGCCACGCUGCUUUCAGCCUCGGUCGCUGGGGCGCCUGGAUCAACGCUGCGGCCGUCGCGUGGCUCGCCGUCGCCAUGGUGUUUAGCAUGUUCCCGAGCGUGCAGCCCGUGUCGCCGCAGAAUAUGAAUUACAGCGUCGUCGUGCUGGGCGGGUGGGUUGCGUUUGGCGCGGUGUAUUAUUUUGGGUGGGCGAGGAGGUGGUAUGAGGGGCCUGUUGUUGAUGUGUUGUAUUGA